This is a messenger RNA of Psilocybe cubensis, 771 nucleotides long. RefSeq names its product Protein YIPF5-like protein. Gene Ontology annotation, cellular component: membrane; trans-Golgi network. Gene Ontology annotation, biological process: vesicle fusion with Golgi apparatus; endoplasmic reticulum to Golgi vesicle-mediated transport. NCBI's taxonomy places the organism in Eukaryota, Fungi, Basidiomycota, Agaricomycetes, Agaricales, Agrocybaceae. The coding region runs from base 1 to 771 and encodes 256 amino acids. The transcript is spliced from 4 exons. The record is from RefSeq and is a predicted model, not a curated record.
AUGUGGCAGCAAGACAACGCUAAUCUCUACGCAUCUUCCUCUAAUUAUUACCCUCAACAAUUACAACAGGAACCUCUGCAAUUCUAUUCUCAACCUCAAGAAUAUUAUGUUGCAUCACGGACAAGUCUCGAUGGCCAGGUACAGGGAUCUAUAGCUCAACAACCGAGCGGGUUUGGGGGCAACAUGCAGCCUCAAGGAGGCUGGUGGACUGCAUUUGGUACCGGUGGCUUUGAAGGCGAACCACCCUUACUUGAAGCAGAACUUGGAAUUAAUUUUCAGCAUAUACGAGACAAAUCAUUGACUGUUCUUAACCCCCUUCGGCGCGUUGACGAACACAUUAUGGACGAUGCCGACCUCGCAGGUCCCAUUUUUUUCUGCUUCUGUUUCGGCAUUUGUCUUCUAUUCUCUGGAAAAUCAAACUUCAACUACAUCUAUGGCGUCGGCCUUUUUGGAUCUGCAUCUCUCUAUACUCUCCUCAAUUUGAUGUCUGAACAAGGGAUUGAUGCCUACCGCGUUGCAUCUGUACUAGGUUACUGUCUUUUACCUAUGGUAGGAGUCGGUGCCAUUAGCGUCACGAUGGCUCUAGACGAUACAUUCGGAUACCUGCUCUCCGUCUUGUCAAUCCUAUGGUGUACAUAUGCCGCGUCGGGCAUUUUCGUCGCCGUCCUUCGCUUAUCUGAUCAACGGCUUCUUGUCGCAUAUCCCGUUGGGCUACUGUACGGAUGCUUUGCACUUCUCAGUAUCUUUAAUGGCCGACCACUAGAGAAAUGA